Messenger RNA from Diaporthe batatas, 6009 nucleotides. RefSeq lists its product as uncharacterized. Gene Ontology annotation, molecular function: transcription regulator activity; DNA binding. The transcript is spliced from 4 exons. Gene Ontology annotation, cellular component: MBF transcription complex; SBF transcription complex. Lineage: Eukaryota; Fungi; Ascomycota; Sordariomycetes; Diaporthales; Diaporthaceae. Bases 3932 to 5656 code for a protein of 574 amino acids. The record is from RefSeq and is a predicted model, not a curated record.
CGUCUUUUGAUCUCCACAGACGGAUUAUUCUGUUCGUGCUUGCCCAGAUCCCAUCAACUCGCACGUCAUUUGUCUCCAGUGACCAUUUCUGAUCUGCAAUGCAAAGGUGGUAACCUCCCUCCCUCCCAAGUGAUACAGCUGGGCUUGUGUUUGGCCUCCUCUGGCUGGCCUCUCCCUCUCAGCUCGCGCAAGCACACAUGCUGUAACGCCCCGCCAACUCUCAAUUGCGUGACUCUGCCUUCUGAGUUGCGGUGGCACUGCUCUCGUCGAGUGGUCACUGUAGCUGCCUCGUUCGACCCAGGCAAUGAUGCUUUGGCUCGGUCAAGGAGCGGGGGCAGAGUCGGCCGUCGAGCCAUGACGAUAUUGGGCUUGGGCUCUGUGCCUAGGUAACCAGCGAAUGGACCAGCCCGCGCAGUCAGGGACGACCAUCCUCGAGAAAAAGGGGCUGGCCAGAGCCAGAUGUGACCACACGUCGGGUGCUGUGCCGACGACUGCCUUGCCCACCUGUGAUCUAUCACCUCAUCGCCGCCAGCCUCCAAUCGAUAGGCAGGUAGGUAGUCGGCCUGCUAUUUUGGUUUGGUCCAGGGCGGACCUGACCCUGCCCCAGAAUCGACAUGUUGGAUCGGAUCGUUGGCAUGCCGAAAGCCUCCCGAAGCCAGCCCAACUGGACCAUCGGCGGGUCUACAGGGCAAAGCAUGUGUGUCACUUCUCUGCGCGUCGCGUUACCCCCUCGACCGUCAUCUUUCCGGAUGGGGAGCAGGUUCCACGGGUGCAUGGGCAGUGGGGGAUUUGCUGCUGCAUAUCAUAACUGCCGUGCGACGCCCACCCGAGCAUGAGAGGAGAGGAAAUUUCCCGAUCGAAGCGUAACAGCCGUUUGGAUAUACACACCCGUCACACAGCACUCAUCCGCGUUGCCAGAGCUCCCUUAUCCCCUGCCUGUCAAGCUGCUGCCGUGCUACUACUGCGAGGAGCACAAUCAUCUGAAACCAUCCGGGUGUGUCUGCGCUCGACUUCCUCGCCCUCGGCGCUACACUUCUAGAAGUAACAUGGCAGAGCUGGCAACAUUUAAGCUUAUGUCCACGACGGACUCCUCGGGGAGGGGGGCUUGCUCUGGCGAGAUUGCGACCUCAGAGGCAGUCGGAUCCGGCCAUUCAGAUUGAUACGUUGCAACUCGGUGGCACCUCGCGGCAACAGUCACUGGGGGACGGCUGGGCUGGCGGCAGAUGUUCUUGUCGAGGCUGGCGUGCGACAGUGGAGCAUGGGCGUGCUGGGAUUGGCCGGCGCAAUAACCGCAGGUCAACCCAGCGUAGGUUUCUUUUUACUUCCGCUUCAAUAGUUCCUCGCACCGGUAAAGAUGCCUCGUAUCUCACAUACAACAGUUUGCGGCGCGACGCGUUUCCCAGCCUCCAACAAAGCUCGCAAGACACAAGCUCGUUCCCAAGGCCCUGCUCAACCCAACACGCCUUGGUCAUUCCUCCUCUGGACAAUGUCACAUUUGCGGCGCAGUCUGUGCUUCAGAAGGCACCAGAUCCAGAGGCCUGUCAUUUUACUGCUCCCGUUUGGUAGCAAGCACUGGUCAUGCCGUCUUUUACGUUUCAGGCAACCUGCUCCAUUGAAAUACGGGAAGCUGCAGAAAUUAUGACGGCUGGAACGGUGCGCCACCAUGAUUGUCAACCAGGGGCACUUUGACUCGAGGCACCGUCGUCCACUGCUGGGACUCAAUGCGGACGGGGCACCAGAGAUUUCCCGUCACGACUGCACCUUGGCUGUCCUAUCUGACCAGAGCAACCAGGGUCUCCAUUAAUCGAGCCCAAACUGGCUACACAUUGGUCCCAUAGGCGCGCUGCUCCCUAGCUGUACCCCGCCAGUUUCUCCCAAAGGUUGAUGGUGCUUUGGGCAAGGCUGCCGGUGAAUGUACUGGCUAGAGAGGUGCCUAAGUAGCUUAAUGAGACAGGUCACCAUACCUCGGUCACUGGCUUGCCGGGAUGGAGGUCGAUAGCGUGGCGAAGCUGACCCAGCUGCGGACCCAGCUCCGCUCAUCGACACGGCAUCAGGGCUGGCUGCUCAUGGACGACCAGACUGGAAUAUGGGCGCCAGUCAGUAGCCCACUGGUGGCUCCCGCACGGGUACAAGCUCUGUGUUGCUUUCAGGUCAUGUACGCACACCCAUGCUUGUACGGGCCAGAGCUCAUGGGAGAAACAUUGCUCGACACGUUGGCGUAGCUCGUGCCCCCCUUUUGAUCGGCCGUCCACCAUGGACAGAUCCCAACCCCUCAAAGCUUCUGGAACAGCGCUGGAAUCUCUUGAAAGGGCGACGAACAGCGACAUACUCCACUUUCGACACUUGUUGCUGGCUGUCAACCGCGGAUACGCACAGAUUCUCCUCGCCGCAGAACGGAGGUGAAUGGAGCAGCCGUCAGGUAUUCUGGCGGUCAGAGCGGAAGGCUGAAAGCCAGGUGGAGCCGGAAUAUGCAGAGAUGUUUUCACCAUCUGCAGAGAAGCAUGCGCAGAAGGCUGGAAAGCAGCCUCGUUCCCUGUCUGGGGGCAAGGGCAGGGUGCUGGCAACGAUGGGACAUGGUGUCCCCUACCCCAUCCUUCUCCUUCACGCUGAGGGCAGAGCGGCCACGUGUGUCGAGUCAAGCAGGAGUUGUGUCUAGGAUCUCUGAGCCUGGGAGGGGGGGCUUUUCUUUGUUGCACCCUUCUCAGGAAGCCGCCUAGUCUGGUGGCUAGACGGCACCUCCUGCAGCCAUCCGUCAGUCUGCUCUGUCAAAGCUUCUCCUGUACAUUUUCAAACAAGCCAAUGGGAUGUUUGGCUGUGUAUGCUACAAUAUUUGCUGUCAAACUGAUUUGUUUUUCCUUAGCCACAUAUCCGCUGCGUCUUGCAGUCGCCUGUGUUCACCCUUUCGGGUCAGCGCUCCAGCCUGGUGAAAUCAACUGAAACUCUACCUCACCUCGAUCCUGGUGUGGCCAUAAUCACCAUUCUCCUUGUUUCCCGUCCUUAUUGCGGUCCUGAAGGUAUUAGCUAGCUACUCAAGGUAACCGCCGGCCUUGGUUGUUGCUGGGUUGGACUCGCUGCCGAUGAACAGAGACGGAGACAAGGAGCCCCCGGUGCCAUCAUCACUGAGAAAACAAAAUCGAUAGAUCGGGAAAGGCAGCUUUGGGACUGUCACGGAGUCGUUUGACCUUUCCGAUCGGCCUGGCCCCCUGAUGCUGAAGCGAUGCCUCAGCAAAGGUAACAUGGACAGCAGCCGGGCCCGACAAAGUCAUCCUCACCACUCAGCCCAAGAGCGAGCCCAGCAGAACCCGGCACCCGCACCAUUGAUGCUCGUCUGAUCAGCUGCCCCGGCCCCUAUCGCUCACCCCGAUCAGUACUCACUUUGUGGCUUACAACUCGACCCCCAAGAAGAGCGGUGGGCACCGCCCAAACGACCAUCUCUCCGUUCAGAGGCUCGAUUCCAAGACAUCCCGGACAAAGGAGCAGCACCGAGAACACCGCCGACUGCGUCGCCCACGGGAAGAGGCCAGCGGACUUGCAGUUGGUUGCAUGGCCAGUCCCAAGUAAGGAAGAAAGGAAGAGAACAUCUCGGUUCCUUGUACACGCGCCUUGACCGCGCCCACCCAUUCCCAUCCUCUCCGUGCCUUGGUCCUUGGGAGCGAAUGGCCUGGCAAGCCCGACGACGAUCGUGUGGUUGCUUUGCCUGCUUGCUAAUUGAAAAGGGUCCUGGUUUCCCUUUUCUUGCCUGACCUGGCCUCGCCCUGAUUUCCCAGUCUGACCGAGCUGCAAGCGCUGUCUUGCAGUCUGAGUCCAUAUUACCACUACCCGUCCCCCUUGGGCCUGGGUACUAUCUUUCUGGCAUCAAAAUCCCAUCCUCCCCUCUUACACCUGCAUCUUCUCCUACACAUUCGAGACAUUUAGACCAGGGCUCACCGCUAUGUUGUCGCUCGCCUCCCUUCUUAACCCGGCGCCCCCUGGGCCUCCUCCGCCAACUCCUCGGUACCGACCAAGUCCAGCCAUGUCGUCGCCUGCAACAUCCUACUCGGACGACUGCCCAAGUCUUCUAUUCGAACGACACCUCGCCUCUACGACAAAACCAACCAAAAUGGCCAAGGAGUCUGGAGGUUUCGUCAAGUCCAAGGCCAAAGGCCUUGUCAACUACCCACCCUUCGAAAACCUGGAUGAGGGCUCGCUGCGAGAGAUCAAGAAAUACCAAGUAUGCCCCUAUGGCAAGAUCCAGGACUAUUGUCGACAUAUUCCUUACAACAGCGGCAAGAAAGACUUCUACGAGAAGACAGGCCGCGAGAGCUUUGAAGUCUUCCAGUACAUCUUCCAAGUCCCGGGCGAUGAUGCUGAAUAUACCGUCAUGUGGGACUACAACGUUGGCUUGGUCCGGAUGACCCCCUUCUUCAAAUGUUGCAAGUACUCAAAGACCAUGCCGGCCAAGAUGCUUAACAUGAAUCCUGGCCUUCGCGACAUCACGCACAGUAUUACUGGAGGCUCUAUCAUGGCCCAGGGCUACUGGAUGCCCCAUGCGUGUGCCAAAGCCGUCUGCGCGACAUUCUGCGCGCCGAUCGCCGGUGCACUGAUCCCCAUAUUCGGCCCAGACUUCCCUUCCCAAUGCAUAUCCCCUGACGCCCCAGAGUACGGCCGGAUGGCCAUCGACCCUGCCAUCGUCGCGGAGUCUGGGCGUGAGGCCGAGCUCUAUCGCCGCGUGUUUGCCAACGUGAACGCAGUCAACGUUAACGGCCACCUGCCGCUCCACCCUCAGCAAAUGCACCACUACAGUCAUGGCCCAGCGCUCCCAAGCCCAACCAGUAUCCCCAGCCCUCGUCUUGCACGUCGUGGCCUGCAUCGGAACGGAUCUCCAUACGACUUCGAGAGGGAUCGUGUUGACUUUGGUGAACGGUUGUGCUUCAAGAGGGGAAUAGACAGUCCACAUGUCAAGGAGUCUGACCCGGAGAUCCAUGCUGGCCCUGAGACACCCUCCUUGCCUCAUGCACCUCAUCACCGCAGCAUCCCGUAUUCACCAAUGUCACCACCACGCUCCAGCGGCUGGACAGUCGCGAACCACCCAGGACAUGCACACCCGUCCUCAAGUUCGCCAAACAGCCUCCACCCGAACUUCUCUGAGGACUUCUUGUACCCGGGCGGUCCGAACCCGUUACUCAGCGCGAUACCCCGUUUCAACCAUGCGAGCAGGCUUGAACACUACCAGACCUCGCAGAGGCUCCCUCAUGCCCCACAUGCCUCGACAGCAUGGACGGCAUCGAAGCGGCCGGCACCUGAUGCCGAGGCCGGCCCAGGAUUUGGCUACGAUGGCCAGGGCCAGAGCAGCCCGACGGCCACAAUCGCCAUGCCGACGUCUCAAGCCUCUGGAAGUUGUAUUCGAGAUCGGAGCCGUGAGCAGGACGGGCCGUGGUUUGCAUCCAGUUCCGUCGCGACUACCGGUGCCGAGAAGAACGCGGCACUGCUAUUAAUGAACCUGAGCGUCAGAGACCACAGGGAGGUCCGGCGCCGCGACAAGAGGGAGAUAGAUAGCAGGGCAGCGGUGGGCGACCGCGCCCCGCGGGGCUGUGGACAAGAGUCGAUGUCCAUGUCACCAGUGUCGGCAACACCGGAUGGGCAUAGAAGCAAGAGACGAAGGGCAACCUCUAUGUAAGACUAAAUCGGUGUUUUUUUUUUCUUCUUUUCUCCUUUUUGUGCCUGUGUUCUCUUUUCAUUUCCUCCUCAUCCCUGUCUCUCCUUUCAAGCAUUCCAAUCGGUGGUUAAGGAAAUGGCGUUCCGAACUGGGCAUUCAUUACUGUGUUUCUUCUCUACUGGACUACGGGUCGCGUGCGAUAUGAGUUGAUACCUUUUUCUAGGGAUAUGCAAGAAACUAGGCGUGACAGGUCAAUUUGGAAAAUGUUGGAAGCAGACAUACGAGUGGCUUGCUCUCAGGGCGUUCACCACAACCACCACGCCAGUAGCAUCUACUAGGCAAUUAGCACCAAUAGACUCAUAAUGCAGGGCAAA